Molecule: messenger RNA, 3035 nt
Organism: Vitrella brassicaformis
Lineage: Eukaryota; Vitrellaceae
Source: the annotation of a GenBank genome assembly
AGCAGAUGCUUGCGUGCGACCUGGAGGUUCUCGAAGGCAUGCACAAUCACUUCAGCUCUGUUUUGAUCUGCCGCUCAUCUGUCUUGUUUCUUCCGCCUCCGUCACUGGCCAGACGGGUACACAUGAUGCUUCCCCAGACCGUGAGGCGUGCAGUCAGCAGCCUCCCCACCCCCCGGGCAGUCAGCCUGGAGUCCCUCACCCUCAUGCAGCCACACCGGGCUGCAUUCCCCAUCCCCCCUCAGGCGUCAUUGGCAGCAUUAUCAUGCCGGAGGAGCAUGAGUGUCGUCACGUCAGCAGCGGCAGCCGCCCACCGCCACCGCCACCGGCAUCAGCCUCCCCUCCCCUCUGGCUUCCUUCCCUGGUCGUCCCUCUCCACCCACCCGCAUGCGCACCUGAGACAGCUGCAGCUGCGGCACAGCUCGACCAGCUUCAUCAAGCAGGUCAUGGACCAGGUCAAGCGCGACAUCGAGAAGGACCCCACCAUCAUGGAGCAGAGCAAGAAGCUCGAGGACAGCGGGCUGCCCCAGUACAAGGAGGAGAUCUUCACCAAAGUCAAGGAGGCCACCGACACCGUCUCGGAGGCCGCCACGGUCGCCAUCAAACGCACCAGAGAUGUGCUGGGCAAGACCAAGGAGCAGGUGGACAAGGCCAGGGAGGCCGUGUCGAAGCUCACUGAGGAGAACCCCGCACUCAAGGGCGUCAAGGACGCCACCAGGGGUGCGGCGAGCGGCGUCGGUCGGGCGUUCUCUGUUGUGUCUGAGUUUGCGAGCAAGCGUCUGGAGUUUUUGAGCGAGGACAAGGACUCGGCGGCGGCUAAGGUGCGCCGGUGGAAGGAGGAGAAGGAGGAGAAGGCCAGGCAGGAGGAAGCCGUCAGGUGGGUGACGUGACCAGCGCAGCUAUCCACGCAAAUACGUCGAUCCAUUGGUCUGUCUGUCUGUCUGUCACAGGAAAGCAAAGGAAGACGGUGCCGAGGAGGAGGAGGCCACCACACACAAGGCGACUGCAACAGCAACAGCAGCCGCCCCCGAAGCCUCAGCUGAGGCGGCCGGAUCAUACUCCAGGGCGUCAGAGGCCGCUGGUGGUGCGGCCGAGCGGAUGACGUCGGCGGAGGAGGCGGCGGCCGAUGACGCGCUGGUCGUGUCGAUGAAGCAUGACUCCACUUGGGACAAAUUCGGCACACGGCUGAGGGACAUGCCAUUCCUGCGCAACUUUUUUGGUUCGCAUACAGAAGGGCGUGGGAUCACGCACCCGAGUGUUGGCAGACAUGGAUGUCCUUCAUAAUGUUUUGCGUGUGUGUGCAUGUGUGUGUGUGCAGAGAAUCCUUAUUUCGGGAAGCUGUUUGGCGAGACGGAGAUCGGCAAGUGCCUCCGAGAAAUGAAGAGGAUCGACCCGGCUUUCAGGUAUGUACCGGCACACACGGCACACCCAGCAUCCACACACACACACACAUGACAUGUGGGUGCCUCUGUGUGUCAGGUUGGCGGAGUUCCACGACACCAUUGAGCAUGUGGUGGCCCCGAAGCUCGUGCAGGCCUUCCUGGAGGGAGAUGACGACCUUAUGAAGCUGGUAGGCAUCCGCACCAGCACACGCACAAGAGAAACGGGCGGACGGCUCAUGCACCGCGUCCGUCUGUGUCUGUCUCCAUGUGUCUGCUAUGCGUGAUACUGAUCAGCAAUGCGGCGACGCUGCUUACGCGACGGUGCACGGUGUGUUCCAGGAGCGCGUCAAGCAGAAGGUCGACCUCGACACGUCCAUCCUACUGCCACCAAGAGCUGUCGAGCUCAAAGGUGCACUCAUUCCCCUUUUCCCCCAAGGCCUUUCAAUGCAUGCACCAUCCAUCGCCCCCAUCCGCGUGUGUGUGCGUCAGGUGCCCGCUCGAAGGGCGAGGAGGAGGCCCCGUGUUUCGUGUGGACGUUCAAGACUCAGCAGAUCAACUGCCUGCGCGACAAGAAGGGCAACGUGGUGGAGGGCGCCAUCGACGACAUCCGGGAGGUCUUCUACGCCAUAGCGGUCGUCAAGCACCCCGAGCCGGACCGGCAGGGGCUGGAGUUCCCUUGGCAGGUCAGAGAGAGAAAGAGAGAGAGAGAGAGAGCGAGGGGGUGGCCAGAUGUAUGCGGUAACGCUGAACUGUGUGCUGUGCGUCGGUGUGCCAGGUUGAGGAGCUCGCCAUUGUGGGCAGCAACUCUGUGUGGUGAAGCCGAGCGAAGAGAGCAGCGUGGCGGGUGUGUCCUUCGAGCUCUUCGUCUUUCGAGCCAGACAGACUGUGUCUUCGACCAACGGGAGUCUGCCCUUCCGGCUAUUCAUCCGACACCGACAACGCAGCCCUUUGGUGGCUUGUGCUGAUGCGAGUCACCGAAUCGCUGCGCAGUGGGGGCCGUAUGUCUUGCCGGAGGAGCCAACACCCACCCAGCGAUGCAUCUGUCCAGUCGAUUUCCUUAUUCAUUGAUUGAGUGUCCCUCUCUCGUCGUCUUUUGAGUAGCCAAUCAGCCCGGACGCGAAGGCGCAUCUUGGAUCCCUCCGAAGAUGUGCCUUCGCGUUUGACCUGGUGUGGCGUUCGGGGAUGGCUCGGAGGGACUUCUCGAGCGAGCUUCUCCGUUUUUCCCUUUCGUGGUGCGUGUCUUGCUUGCUUCUGCCUGCCUGCCUGCCAAAGGCAUGUCUUUCCUCCUCACCUCUUCCUCUGUGCCAAUCGAUGCCAUGCUGGUGUUGCGUAUUACGCGUUGUGUGUCGGGGCGGCGCCAUUAUCGCGACUCGCCUUUGCGUGUUUGUGGGUUUUGGAUGGAUGAAUGUGACCGACACACACAGAGAGUCUUCCGCGCAUCCUGUAGAUACCAUAUACCUUCCGCGUCCAUCGAUUGCUCUUUGACUUUCUCUCUCUGCGUCUCGACUGUACAUGUGUUGAUUCAUUCGAUUGGACCCUCAGUGCUACCAAUGGUUCCUUCGUGCCUGUCAUGUUCAUUCAUGGUUCACGUCAAGUGUCUUCGGGGAUUUUACAUCCACGCAAUGAUAUCCACCCAUCCACCCACCUUGCUAUCAA